GCCAAGCCGCGAUGAGGAGCUUCUUACAGUGAAAGGAAAGUAGGUCGCACCCACUGAAAAUGCCUUUAAGGGACAAAUACUGUCAGACGGACCACCAUCAUCACGGAUGCUGUGAACCAGUUUAUAUCCUGGAGCCUGGAGAUCCUCCUUUGUUACAGCAACCACUACAGACAUCCAAAUCUGGUAUUCAACAAAUAAUUGAGUGCUUUCGAUCAGGAACCAAGCAACUUAAGCAUAUUUUAUUGAAAGAUGUGGAUACAAUUUUUGAAUGCAAAUUAUGCCGCAGUCUCUUCAGAGGAUUACCAAAUUUAAUUACCCACAAGAAGUUCUAUUGCCCACCAAGUCUUCAGAUGGAUGACAACCUUCCUGACGUAAAUGAUAAACAAAGCCAAGCCAUAAAUGAUCUCCUAGAAGCCAUAUAUCCAAGUGUGGACAAACGAGAAUAUAUUAUUAAGUUAGAACCCAUAGAAACUAAUCAAAAUGCAGUAUUUCAGUACAUUUCAAGGACUGAUAAUCCUACUGAAGUCACAGAGUCAAGUGGUACUCCUGAGCAAACUGAAGUUCAAAUACAGGAAACUAGCACUGAACAGUCGAAAACAGUAACAGUUACAGACACAGAGGUGGAAACUGUGGAACCUCCUCCUGUUGAGAUUGUUGCUGAUGAAGUUGCACCAGCAUCUGAUGAACAGCCUCAGGAAUCACAGCCUGACCCAGAAACUUCUGACAAUUCUGAUUUUGGUCACCAGUUGAUAUGUUGUCUUUGUAGAAAAGAAUUCAACUCUAGACGAGGUGUUCGUCGCCACAUUAGAAAAGUACACAAGAAAAAGAUGGAAGAAUUAAAAAAGUACAUUGAAACACGAAAGAAUCCAAACCAAUCCUUUAAAGGACGCAGUAAGAAUGUUCUAGUUUCAUUAAGUAGGAGUUGUCCAGUAUGUUGUAAAUCAUUUGCUACAAAAGCGAAUGUAAGGAGGCAUUUUGAUGAAGUUCAUAGAGGACUAAGGAGGGAUUCAAUUACUCCUGAUAUAGCAACAAAGCCCGGGCAACCUUUGUUCCUGGAUUCUGUUUCUCCUAAAAAAUCUUUUAAGACUCGAAAACAAAAGUCGUCUUCAAAGGCUGAAUACAAUUUAACUGCAUGCAAAUGCCUCCUUUGCAAGAGGAAAUAUAGUUCACAAAUAAUGCUUAAAAGACAUAUGCAAAUUGUUCACAAGAUAACUCUUUCUGGAACAAACUCUAAAAGAGAGAAAGGCCCUAAUAAUACUGCCAACAGUUCAGAAAUAAAAGUUAAAGUUGAACCAGCAGAUUCUGUAGAAUCUUCACCCCCUUCCAUUACCCAUUCUCCACAGAAUGAAUUAAAGGGAACAAAUCAUUCAAAUGAAAAAAGGAACACACCGGCAGCACAGAAAAAUAAACUUAAACAAGACUCUGAAAGCCCUAAAUCAACUAGUCCGUCGGCUGCAGGUGGCCAGCAAAAAACCAGGAAACCAAAACUUUCAGCCGGCUUUGACUUUAAGCAACUUUACUGUAAACUUUGUAAACGUCAGUUUACUUCCAAACAGAACUUGACUAAACACAUCGAGUUGCACACAGAUGGAAAUAACAUUUAUGUUAAAUUCUACAAGUGUCCUCUUUGCACUUACGAAACUCGUCGGAAACGUGAUGUGAUACGACAUAUAACUGUGGUUCAUAAAAAGUCAUCUCGCUAUCUUGGGAAAAUAACAGCGAGUUUAGAGAUCAGAGCUAUAAAAAAGCCUAUUGAUUUUGUUCUAAAUAAAGUGGCUAAAAGAGGCCCUUCAAGGGACGAAGCAAAACAUAACGAUUCAAAACAGGACGGCACUUCCAAUUCUCCUAGUAAAAAGUAUGAGGUAGCUGACGUCGGUAUUGAAGUAAAAGUCACAAAAAACUUUUCUCUUCACAGAUGCAAUAAAUGUGGAAAAGCAUUUGCCAAAAAGACUUAUCUUGAACAUCAUAAGAAAACUCAUAAGGCAAAUGCUUCCAAUUCACCUGAAGGAAACAAAACCAAAGGCCGAAGUACAAGAUCUAAGGCUCUUGUCUGAUAACUUCAAGUGAUAUAUGAGAAGGUUGGGAGUUCAUUUUUGUGGAAAGACUAAGUUGGUUAGAACCACUAAGCAUCUUCACGUGGUACUAUGAGGAAAAAAGCAAAACGUUUUCAUAAAAUUUCAACUAUAACUGCUCUUUUUUGACUAAAAUAAUAACCAUGAGCUACUUGUUAAAGUGUGCUUAUUUCCCAGCACUUUGAAGUAGUUCUGGUAUUACAUGUAUCAUAAUCUAACCUUGACCUUGUAUAUUUGGUUUACAAAAAUGUUUCAAAUAUUGUUUCCCAAAUUAUUUGUUGAUUAAUGUGAUCAACAACCUGAGGAAAAUACCUAUUUUUAAUUCACAAAAAUUACACUGUGUCAUAGUGAUUUUAGUUUUGUUUUACUUUACUGGGAAAAAUUUUCACUUGGAUUGAGUGAGUGUAUACUAUGAACAAAAGACAAAUUAAUAUCAACAUAGUAUAAACAUUUAGUCUACUAAGUAAUCAUUUUCACGUCCAUUUCUAACUUGUUCUCUAGCACUUACAUGUUUGAAAGUUUUAUUCUGAAAUACAUAAUGCAGGAAAAUUAACUGCUCAUUUUCAUACAUGGGUCAUAUUUUUAGUUUCUAAACAUCUGAGGUUUUUAUGAGAGAAAACGUCUCCCUAUUUUCUUUAAAUUUUAUAUAAAGCACUUUAAUGAUAGAUGCAACAUUAUUUUUCAAUUUUUUAAAACCACACAUUUACUAAUAUUAAUACGAAGGCAGUAAAUAGCCUACUUAUACUUUAUGGAUGCAGACAAUCUGUGCACAACCACUUCUUAUAAAACUAGCUAAUUUCCUUAAAUGUUGUUAAAAAGGAAGAUGGGGUGUAAACUCUGAUUUUUUUUCUCUUAAGGGGGAAAAAAAUUUAAAUGACCACUUUAGAUAUAUUUGAUUCCUAUUGUAAAAUUUAGAAAAUAAUGAAUUCUUGUCCAUUUUUGUAAUCAAGAUUUUAGGAAAAACAGAAGUACAUCUAUAUGAAAUUUUGGGCAGGUUUUUGUGCAUCAAUAUUUUGUAGUUUUUAGGGAAUACUUCAUUUUUUAGUCAUGUGUCAAAUUAUAAUUUAAAAGGUACAGCAGAAAAUAUACCAUGUUUUUGUAUAGGUUCACACCUGUACUUACAAGGGACCCUUUCUAUCUAUUUACUUUUUGUAUAAAAUUUUAGAAUGUGACGAUCCACAAGGUCAUAAUAAAAUGCUUCUAUAGCUAGGAAAACAUUAACCCUUCUUAGUGCUUUGCACUAAAAUAUACUGUGAAAGGAAAUUAGAAAGACUGUAAUUGUUGCUGGAAAUGUUCUAUAUUGAAUGUACAUGCUCUUGUUUGGGAAAAAAAUGUACUCUAUGUGAUGGAAAUAAACCAUACUCAAAGUUAUUUCAGCUAAAUGAGCUUCAACAAAGGUGCAUUGGUUGAAACUUAAAAUGUUUUAUUAUCAAAUUUAAACUUACUUAGUGAUUUUGAGCAGAUGCUUGAAUUAAAUCCCGGUAGUUUUAUUUUUAAGAAAUAGAAUAAUGAUUUUUCUUUAAUUUAAAAACAUAUUUAGGGACUAAAUGUGUAGGUGGUGUUUCAUUUAUAAACCAUCUUCAUUAUUGCACAUUAUUAAACCUGUAUGUUUGACUUUUUCAAGUUGUUAUCUUUUAUGUAAUUCUUCUA
Molecule: messenger RNA, 3722 nt
Organism: Octodon degus (degu)
Lineage: Eukaryota; Metazoa; Chordata; Mammalia; Rodentia; Octodontidae
Gene: Znf800
Product: zinc finger protein 800
Exons: 5
Coding region: 60-2054 (664 amino acids)
Source: RefSeq, a predicted model, not a curated record